AUGGCGGCAGGGAUAAAAUACAUCUUUCAGAAGGAACUGUUUGAUGCUUUUGACGAGCGAAUAUUGUCCGUAUGCAAUGUUAGCAAAUUGCACAAAAGAAAAAAAACAUCAUACUUAUGUAUUAUUUCUACGGUAAAGCCAAGUGUCGUAGUCAGUGUUUGCCAGAUCAAGCAAUACGAUAAAGGUGUGUACAAGAAAAAGCGAUCCUGGUCAUUGCAAGAGAUCAAGUGCAUUGAUGGACGCAAUGACGCUGCAGACACUCAUGAUUUCGACUUGAUAAUGGAUAAACCAUUUCGAUGGUUUGCGACUAAUCUGCACGAGAGACAAAAUUUCAUUUCUGUUCUGUGGAAACAAAUGCACAAGUAUUGCACCGUAAGCGAACGGGCCGUGUUCAAAAAUAUCCCAAAACAGUGGCUUUCGGAAAAAUCGCCAGAGAAACAAAUUUAUGAUAAAUACACGAAUCGUGGCAAUGCAUCUCAUGGUGAGGAAGAGGAGGAAUUGGAAGGGUUCGAAAACGAAGAGUUCCAUGCACUUACGGAUAAGGAAGAAGCACACCUUAGUAACCUAAUUGCAGAAUGCGAUUAUGCGAUUAGCAAUGCCGAACUGUUUAUGGAUGAUUUGAGUCACAAUCUUUUACAACUCGACGGUGCCAAUAUCCAAAGUGUGUUGGCUUCCGAAAAGCAAGUGCAAAUGCUAAUGGAACGGAUUGAGGAAGCCAUCAAGGAGGCGGAAAAGGUUGAAAGCAGGCUAGACGACUACGACGAAAUUCUCUGUCACGUACGAGACACAAUGGAAAAGAUGGGAGAGAAGAAUCAAAUGAUUGAGGUUGCAAAUACGAACAAUGUGAGACUGUUGCAGGAACUCGAAAAGGUAGUUACUCAGCUAGAUUUGCCUCAUGUGCAUCAACUUGCUCUCACAGAUACUGAUCUGACGCCGAAAGGUUUACCAGCGGCAAUUGCAGCAGGCAAAGCGCUGCAGUUGGCGAUGAACAGCGACAUCGAACCCGCGCUUUUGCGGCUCACAGCGGUACAGGAUCAACGAAAGCGGUUUGAUAAAUGGAAGGCAAAAUACUCACAAACAAUUAGCCGCCACCUGAAUAAUUUGUUCAUCCACCUCGGCAAUCUAGGCGACUCACAAAUAUCAGUUUCAAACGAAUUGUCUCUACCAAAACACCAUAACGUGCAUAAGGAGUUGUCUGCUUUCACUGAGCUUAUGCACUGGAUGAAAUCUAUGGAUCGUAAGGCUUACGAUGCGCUAAUUAAAGUUUAUACUACUUCUCUAAGCAAAGUUUACGACCGGGAUAUUCAUUUGUUUUUUGAAAGUGCAAAACAAGCACUAACCGUGAAGCAAUUUGAUUCAAAAGAGGACAUCAACAGCAGUUCCAUGAGCAACAAGCUAAAGAUUGGCCCACAAUCAAAUAAACAACCGGUGCAGCCGUAUGGUAUAUUGGGCAUUAACAAAGAAAUGUGGUCCCUGGGGGCUGAACCAUCAGAACGUCAACGAUUUGAUUCUAUUUUGGAAAAAGUGCUUGCCGAACUAGAGCCAGUGGCGUUGAGCGAACAACAUUUCUGCAUUGCUUUCUUUCUACUGGACGUGAUUAGUCCAAUCGGAAGGAAUACGCAAACGACACUAGAUACAGGAAGUAACGAGGCAGAGAACCAAAAGGACGAACGUGACACGGCAUUGCAAAUUCCGCAGCGAAGGCUUGAUCGUCAAAUAAACGAGGAAGUGCGGAGAAUGAUGGGAGAACUGUUUGCAAACCUUGAAUCAGAAAUUAAUAACUUUAUACUCAGUUUCGAAAAGCUGGAUAACUACUAUUCCUUAUACGUAUUGGUGCGCCUUACGCAACAUGUGAUGUCGGCUCAAGAUGCACAAUCAUUCCUGAGCAUGACAUUUGCUUCGGCUCUUAUACAUGUCAAGCGUAACUUUGAUAAAUUUAUGCAGAUACAACUGCAAUCAAUUGAGGAAGCCAAACUCCCGAAACGAUCCAAGUGUGGCCUUUUGCCUUAUGUGGAAAACUUUGAAGAGUUUGCAACAACCGCCGAAAUUAUUUUCAAAAAAACUGCACGGCGCAACGAUCUAGACAAGUGGUACCUAAAACUGGUUGAAGCUGUUUUUGAACGCAUUCCUGUACAUGCCGCGGAACAUUCAAAGACGCCUAAUCAAGUGAUUAAAAUGGAAAACUAUCAUCGUAUGCACUCUACAUUGUCCCAACUAAAAAUUCCAGUGCUAGAGCUGUUAAGGAAGGAAGCGAAGACACGCUACAACGACGCUCAGAAAGCAUAUGUUACAAAAUAUUUCGGUCGACCAUUGGAAAGAUUAAACCAAUUUUUCGAAGGAAUUCAAGUACGAGUUCAACAGGGCGUUAAAGAUACGGAAAUUAGCUAUCAAAUGGCAUACUCCAAGCAAGAGCUACGCAAAGUCAUAAGCCUGUAUCCAGCCCGUGAAGUGAAGAAAGGACUCGAACAACUAUAUAAGAAGGUCGAGAAGCAUCUUUGUGAGGAAGAAAAUUUACUGCAGGUGGUCUGGCGUGCUAUGCAACAGGAGUUCAUAAACCAAUAUAAUUCCUUAGAGCAAUGGAUACAACGUUGUUACGCCGGUUCAAUGAUAACCCUAGAAUUUACGAUUAACGAUCUUUUGGUAUUUUUCUCCGAGAUCGCUCAGUCCCAUUAGCUCUCAGCUGGGUCUG
Messenger RNA from Anopheles maculipalpis, 2689 nucleotides. It is a transcript of the gene Sec3, whose product is annotated as exocyst complex component 1. The record is from RefSeq and is a predicted model, not a curated record. Gene Ontology annotation, cellular component: exocyst; plasma membrane. NCBI's taxonomy places the organism in Eukaryota, Metazoa, Arthropoda, Insecta, Diptera, Culicidae. Gene Ontology annotation, biological process: Golgi to plasma membrane transport; exocytosis. The coding region runs from base 1 to 2673 and encodes 890 amino acids. The transcript is spliced from 3 exons. Gene Ontology annotation, molecular function: phosphatidylinositol-4,5-bisphosphate binding.